GAGAGAGCGAGCCUCCUCCUCCUCUAGCAGCAGCAGCAGGACGACUCACGCCCUGCUGCAUCUUCUCCUCCUCCGCCUACAUUCAUCCAUCCACGGCCCACGGCCCUUCGGGAAGGAAGACGAACCGAACCCCCUAGAAAAAAUGUCGUUUUAACAGCGCAGUGCUACAAACCCAGAGGAGACAUGAAUCGCUCGCCUUCCUCCUGCCACCUGCUCCUCUUCCUCCUCUUCCUCCUCUUCCUCUCCUCCCCCGCUUCCUCUGACAGGAGAUUCGGUUGCCUGUUUGAGAAUGAACUGUGUUCAGCGUACGAGAUCUGCGUCAACGAUGGGAUGUUUGGGAGGUGUCACUCUGUUCCAGUGAAGGACAUUUACACCUACGACGUCUCCCCAUCUGUGGUGCAGCGUUUCAGGAUGCUGCUGGAGAAGCUGUCCAACAGAGGUUUGACCUGGGAAGAUGAGGCCACACAGCAGGUUCUGUCCAAGGAGUUGUCCAAACUGAGGAGAGUUCCUUUCAGGCCGCAGCAAAACGGACCUGCUUACGACACAGAGGGCAGGCCUGCAGCUGAGGCGAUGGACCCGGUGGACCAGAGGGUGAAGCCAGUGGAGGUGGAGCUGAGGAGGAACCUGCAGACGUACCUCCAGCGCCUCGGCCUCCUCCCCAUGACGUCGUCUGCUGCCAGUAAGAACACUCCCGGCACGAGCGACACUUUCCAGUCCGGCCUCCCUGCCGACUUCCCUCACUUAAAGGCCCAGACUUUGGCUCAGAAGUCGUCUCCUUCUAGCUUCUCUUCACUCUCAUCUCGCCAAUCUUUGGCGAGCCAUCUCCUCGCCACGCAAUUUGACGGUAACCUUCUCCUGAGCGCCCUCAGGCAGUAUCUCUCUGGGCAUCUCCCCCCACUGCACGGCGAGGAGCAGGGGGUUCCCCCGUCACGCCCGAGGCCGCCCCACAGCAACGGAAUAGAAAAUUCUGGGCUCAAAAAGGACACGUUGAAAACCAGGCCUCUGAAGAUGGGGAGAACACAAGGAGCUUCAGCCAAGGAUCUGCUCACGUCUGUGGACGAGAGGUUCAUUCAGAAGGUUUUGAAGAACGUCGGCAAGCAGCACGUGAACGUGGACAACCUGACGCCACAGGACCUGGAUCAGCUGUCCAGCCUGAUCGCCGAUGCUCUGCAGGUGGUGGACCGGGACCGAGGACUAACCCAGGGCCCGACUCAGGCUAGGCCGGGACCUAGGGACCUGCAGGGGGCGCUACAGAGUGCAGAGGAAGAGGCGGAGGAACGAGAAGAAGAUGAUAAUGAAGAGAAGGUAAUAGAGAACGCUCCGACGCUGGAACCUCAGGGGAGCGCUGUGAUGGCGCCAGUAGCUCUUCAAGAACAUCACGUGGAAACUGAAGAGCAGAAUGUGAAGGACAUGGACAAUAGCGGGACAAACCUCCUCACCAAACUUCUUGCGUACUUGGACAAAACGUCUCCGUCGGUGCGGAACCUGAACUAUGUUGCCAUGGAGACGACUGGGGGGCAACCGGCGGGUCAGGAGAAUGUACAGAGUCGGACCAGCGAGGCCGGCGUGACGGUGCAGAAGAAGGACGCCACGCAGUCGGUGGAGGAAGUGUCUGAGGUGGAGGGCUGGAUCAAGGAGGUGGCGCCCCCUCCUGCUUCGCUUGUGUACAACAAGCCGCACCAGAAGACAAUACACAUUCCCGAACUCCAGUUGGACGUCAAAGACCACAGGAAGAAGGCUGACGAUGACGUCUUUGGCUACGUCAUCACUGACACAGAGCUCCAGACAGACGAAGGCCUCCACCUGAUGGAGGUCCUGGCUCACAGGGCCGGAAUCCAGAUGUCCGACUUUGCCAAGCUCUCGGUGGUGGGCCCGGCUGUGACCUUCAAAGUGAGCCCGAACACUCACAAUGUCAGCACCGCAGAUGUGGCCAACGUGGCAGUUCAACACAAAGUGGAUUUGGAGAAGGAGGCCAAGCUCAGCAUCCUGGAGGCCGGAGUCACAGAUGAAAGCCAGAUCAACCAGAUCCCGUCCAAGUUCAGUCAGGCCGAGUCCACCAAGUUCCUCAUCCUGACUGUCGUGUCCAUCCUGUGCAUCGUCGGCGUACUGCUGGCCUCCACCACUGUCUACUGCCUCCGCCAUCGCUCCCACCACAAGCUCAAGGAGAAGCUCACCAACCUGGGAACGGACACCAGCGGUGAUGCUACUGCCACUUAUCAGGAACUGUGUCGUCAGCGUAUGGCGGUCAAACCUCCAGCCGAGCGUCCAGAACCCAUCUCGUCCAGGAUCAACAGCGUGUCGUCACAGUUCAGUGACGGCGGCGGUGGCGCAGCCGUCAGUCCGUCUGCGCGGAGCAGCAUCUCCUCCUGGAGCGAGGAGCCUGUCCACUCCAGCAUGGACAUCUCCACAGGUCACAUGAUACUGUCCUACAUGGAGGACCACCUGAAGAACAAGGACCGCCUGGAGAAGGAGUGGGAGGCGCUGUGUGCGUAUCAGGCGGAACCCAACGCCUCCACCAUCGGCCUGAAGGACGGCAACGUAAAGAAGAACCGCUCUGCUGCUGUGGUGGCAUACGAUCACUCCAGGAUCACUUUGAAGGUGGAGAGCAGCCACGGGAACUCUGACUACAUCAAUGCCAGCCCCAUCAUGGAUCACGAUCCCAGGAACCCAGCGUACAUCGCAACCCAAGGCCCUCUUCCCUCCACGGUGGCUGAUUUCUGGCAGAUGGUGUGGGAGAACGGCUGCGUUGUCAUCGUCAUGCUGACGCCUCUCGUCGAGAGCGGCGUGAAGCAGUGCUACCAUUACUGGCCAGACGAGGGCUCCAACCUGUACCACAUCUACGAGGUCAACCUUGUGUCCGAACACAUCUGGUGUGACGACUUCCUGGUCCGUAGCUUCUACCUGAAGAACAUGCAGACCAACGAGACGCGCACCGUGACUCAGUUCCACUUCCUGACUUGGCUCAACCAGAACGUUCCGGAGACCAGCCGGACGCUCCUCGACUUCCGCAGGAAAGUUAAUAAGUGCUACCGCGGACGCUCGUGUCCAAUCAUUGUCCACUGCAGUGACGGCUCAGGCAGAACUGGAACCUACGUCCUGGUCGACAUGGUCCUCAACAAGAUGGCUAAAGGUGCCAAGGAAAUUGAUAUUGCCGCAACUCUGGAGCAUCUGCGGGACCAGAGGCCGGGAAUGGUUCAGAACAAGGAUCAGUUUGAGUUUGCGCUGACGGCCGUUGCUGAGGAAGUGAACGCCAUAUUGAAAUCUCUUCCACAGUAGUACGGAGCGCCAUUUUCUCACGUCCUCCAGUGCUCCUGUUCUCUGUUACUGCUUCCUCCUCCAUCCCGUCCUCUCUCUUCUCUCACCGUAUUGUUUUUGUCCUCUGUUCUUUCCAUUCAGUGCACUCCCGUUUUUCUCGGAAUUUGUAACUUGGUAGUGGGAAGGACGCUACGCACGAGUCAUGGCCGUCAAGGUUUCUUCAAAACUUCAAAAAAAGGAUGCUUUUUUAUUUUUGGUUAAUGUUAGCAAUGUAGCCAACUAGCAAGCUAAUGUAGCACAUUUAAUCACAAAAACAUCAUCAAAGAGAGCGCAGCACUGUGUGUUAAAACAGUUAAAACUACUGUUUUAAGCUAAGAGCAGCCAUUUUGACUUUUGAACUGGAGGCUUGAAGUGUUGGAAAAAGCAGAUGAAUCAGAAUAUUAGCUUUAAACCUGUGAUGCCACUCACAGUACGGAAGAGUAUUAGAGAAUGGUGACAGCAUUUACAGGAUGAUUAACGUUAAUAUUUAAUUACUUCUCAGAGUCAAAUACUGUAGAGUUAAUAUUUCAUAUUCUUAGUUCAGGCUUUUACUCAGAUAGUAUGGAAAGAUGUUUCUAGUAAAGUAGGAAUUUACGACGUCCGUGUACAAACUGGAAUGCACAAAUACUACAUUUCAUCUUUCAUUUUCAUUUUUUUGCUCCUUCUCCUGCUCCUCUGUCCGUCUUACGCCAGGAAACCGUUGAAUCAGUUGUGUGCGUACGUAGAACUUCCCGCUAACGUAAACAGUCCGUGCCGCCCGUUCUCCAGAGUGAAUUUCACUGUAUUUUAUUGAUAAACUGAUAACUGUGUGUUCAAGUGUCUUAAUUAUCGUUUGUGUUCAUUAGAUUAGUGUCAACCUGUCGCGCAUCAGUUGGGGAGAAAAAAGCAACAUCGUCAGUUUGGAUCGUGAUCUGCUUUUGUGUCGAUAAACAAUUUGAAAUAUUUUACCUGUAGGGCGUAUUUUAAGAAAAAUAAACAAGAUGCUAAUACUGGAAAUUAGCUAAAAUGUCAUAGUUGUGAUUUUAUUUUUUAGGGCACAAGAAUGAAUCCUGGCACGAAUUUGUGCGACGAACCUAUCGUUUUCCUUCGGAUUAUUAUUACAGGUCUGGCUAAAAUGCGAUAUUGCCAUAGUGCCCGUGCAUUGCCACCAAAUUUCCCGAAACUUGGUGUGAAGGUGUUAUCAAUUCAGACGUAUGAAAACGUUGACUGCAACCGUGGCCUCAACUCAACAGGAAGUCGGCCAUUUUGAAUUUUGGUGUCCAAUGAGCAAAGUCAUCCAAGCACGUUUGUCGAACCAACAUAAAAAAAAACGUGUCAGGUUGUUCGGUUUUUUUUCUUCUUCUUGGGUGUACUCUUUUAUUUAGCAUAGCCUAGCCGUAGCAAUAUAUGUUUGUGUUUCUUCGACAUGAAUCGUGGACAACCGAUAUCGUGGCUCGUCAGUGAAGCGACACUAAUGUCUGCCUUAACAGAAAACACUAUUAGACGAUGUCGUAAAUGUGUCUGUCGACCGGGAAACAUUGGAUUUUUCUGCAACGAAAAUCCGCCGUCGGAAUGGAGUCGUUUGUGAAAUAAAAGCAGCCCUGACUAGUAAUUCUGUGAUUAAGAUGCUAGUUUUGUUUUGUUUGUUUUUAACUGCACUUCCUCUAUGUAGCAUAAUUGGACGACAUGUACGGACACUGUAUCUGAAACUUAUUUGUGCUGAACAUGUUUUUUUGCGAUGGUUUUCCCAAAGGCAUCUUUUUAGUCACUGUUUUCUUGAACACUGAAAAUGCAAAUACUGAAUUUGAGUGUUGAGUUUCUGGUUCAUAUUCACUCCACAUAUCAUUAAAAAUAACAAAAUACUGCACGGCUUUUGGCAAAUUUCAAAAGUGAUAAUAACUUUUUUUUGAAAAUUUGAUGUUAACCUGAUUAACUUUGCAGUGUAAUAAAAAUAAUAAUAAUUAUAAUAAAACAUUUAUUUUACCUGGCAUAAAAGAGACAUUAGAUAUUCUCCUGUUGAGUAUUUUCAGAUUAACAUUUAGGUUAUAUAGAGGGUUAGAAAUAGUGGUUUAUUUUUUGGACAAAAAAUAAUACAUUUUAAACAUUUAUAACAUUUGACAUGUCAUUUAAUGCUAACAGAGAGAAGGUUGGGUUUAUGACGUGUAAUACAGCCAGCCACCAGGGGGCAAGAGUGAAGAUUUUACUUCUUUUUUUCUUUUUCUUUUUUUUUUCUUUUUCAAUUUGUGCGUCCGAUACGAUACAAUCUGCCGAUACCGCUAUCACUCCGAUUUAGUCUCUUUUACAACUUUUUACCACGUACAAUUAGGGUUAGAUUCAUGAUUGUGAACUUCUCUCUUUACAGCACGUUUGCUUGUUUUCAAUAAAGCGCUCACGUCAUUCCUGCACAGAUACACCAGUUUGUUCAGGAUGAAUUUGGGAAAACUUGUGUUUUGUGUGGAAAUCAAACGUUUCCUCUCAACGCUUUUGCCGAUAAGUGGAUUAUACAUUUUUAAAUAUCUAAUCCGUCAAAUUCUGGUUUUUGAUCGUCCAGUGGUAAUCCAAUAAUAUUGACUUUCAGAGAUUAUGCUACUACUGCAUGGCUGUUUGUUUGACAAGCAAAUACAGUUUAUCUCUUCACUUUUAGUUUCUUUAAUGCACAGGAAGCAGAGUGCAAAAGCCAAGGAUUAUAAUAAUUAUUGUUAUUAUUAUUAUUAUUAUUAUUAAAGUUAUUAUUAUUGUGUUGAUUGGCAGUGAAGUAGGUCAGAAAGGUGUUGCAGCGUUGACGUGUUGCAACACUGCUGUAGAAACUAUUUUUAUCAGUGUGUCUUUGAUUUUCUACCUUUAUGUUUUUGUUGCAUUGAGGAUCUAAAGGUAAUUUGCUUUCCCCUGUGAACGCUGUUCUUUCUACUUUAACAUAAUUAUUUCAUCCAGUGUCACAUGAACUCUGUACAUAAAGCCAAACAGAAACAACAGAAGAUAUUUUUGUUCUAUUGGUGUAUUGUGAAUAAAGUCUCAUUGUUGAUUGGA
Molecule: messenger RNA, 6300 nt
Organism: Solea senegalensis (Senegalese sole)
Lineage: Eukaryota; Metazoa; Chordata; Actinopteri; Pleuronectiformes; Soleidae
Product: receptor-type tyrosine-protein phosphatase N2-like
Exons: 23
Coding region: 184-3276 (1030 amino acids)
Biological process (GO): protein dephosphorylation
Cellular component (GO): secretory granule
Molecular function (GO): protein tyrosine phosphatase activity
Source: RefSeq, a predicted model, not a curated record